Molecule: messenger RNA, 5421 nt
Organism: Cynoglossus semilaevis (tongue sole)
Lineage: Eukaryota; Metazoa; Chordata; Actinopteri; Pleuronectiformes; Cynoglossidae
Product: cytoplasmic polyadenylation element-binding protein 4
Exons: 12
Coding region: 494-2737 (747 amino acids)
Biological process (GO): negative regulation of cytoplasmic translation
Cellular component (GO): synapse; nucleus; neuron projection
Molecular function (GO): mRNA regulatory element binding translation repressor activity; ribosome binding; mRNA 3'-UTR binding
Source: RefSeq, a predicted model, not a curated record
CACGCAGUUAGUCCUGCAGCUACGCGUGAAGCGCCUUCGAGGCAGAGAGAUGUUGUUUGUAGAGUAAAAACGACUCCAGGCUUUGGUAGAGACUGUGUGACAUUGAACGAACAGGACGUAGAACGGACGAGGUCGUUCACAAACCGUUCACUGUUUCUAACUUGUCACGUCCGCCUCGGUCCGCCACCGUAUGUGACGAUGUCGUGAACGUUAGACAUUUCGAUGGACGCGUCGGCCGCUCACUACGUACUUAACGUCUCCCAGUGAAUGUGCAUCGUCGUCGGGGCGGAGGUUGCUGCUGUUCUCGGCUAUUAUCCUAGCCUAGCGGCUCGAAGAAGGGAAGUAGAUACAGGACAGACAGGAGACGCCAUCAAUAUUGUUCUAUUUUAACGCUUUGCUGACGAGGCGCUCGUUGCUCCGGGUCGGAACACCAAGUCGGAUAAAGAAGCCGGAGAAAGCCAAAGGUCAACUUAAGGUUCUCUGUGUGUCCUAAAUGGGGGACUACGGGUUUGGAGUUCUGGUGAAGAACAGUAGCAGCAGCAGCAGCAGCAAAUCUGCUUUCCCCGUACGGAUCCCUCCUCACCUCCAAACACAGCACCACCCUUCCGACCCCCCCAGCCCACCUUCCUUCGUGAACAACACCUGCUCCACUAAUGGGGGCUGCGCUUGGCUGUUCCCUACAGUAGCCCAACACACUAACAUGCAAGAUGAGAUUCUGGAGACGGACAAGUCCAAGGCCUUGGACCUCCAGGACAUGCAGGAGAAGUCUCAGGUUCCGAUCCAGCCCCAGUCCCUGUCUCCGUGCCAGCAGGAGGCUGGGGGAGGACUAGGGGAGCUGGAUGGAGCUCUCCCUGACGAUGGUCCACUGGAGAAGGGCUCCUUGGAAAGCAGCGGUGGGAAGGAGAAGCUGAGGAUGGAGUCUCCGGUGCUGCCCGGCUUCGACUACCAGGACAGCCUGGGAAUGGGUACAAACAUCGCACAAGCCACCUCCUCCGCAUCUUCACUUACCAGCUUCAACAACUGGUCCCCUGCCGUCCAGUCCAGUCAGUCCCCCAUUGUCGGUGAGGACAUCGGAGGGUUUUUUGCCCCCACUAGUUCCAAUGCCAACGGACCUCCUCUGCUGUUCCAGAACUUCUCCCACCACACCGGUCCUGGCUUUGGGGCAGGGGGCAGUUUCUCCCCUCAGAUUGGACCGGUCUCCCAGCACCAUGCUCCUGCACCCCACCCUCAGCAUUACCACGCCCACGGUCAGGGUGUGCCCCAGCAGCACCGGCGCUCCCCGGCCAGUCCUCAUACUCCCCAGCCCUCGUUCUCUCCACAUCCUCAUCGCACUGGAGCGUUCACCCAGCUCCCUCAUCUGGGCCCCACCCAGAACAAACCCCCCUCACCUUGGGCCAGCUUUCAAAGCCCCUCCACUCCCCCGUCUUCCUCCUGGAGCCCUGGUGGGUAUGGUGGCUGGGGGGGCACUCAGGUGAGUCGAGACUACAGGAGAGGGGUGGUUGGGGGCGUGACUGGCCUUAACUCCAUCUCUUCACUGAAGAAGUCCUUCCCCAACAACCAGGUCCCCCCCCAGAAGUUCUCCCGAAACAGCUCUGGCUUCAAUCACAAGGGCUGGGUGGAGGAGAGCAUGAGCCGCAGCGACAGCAUCUACCCUUUCCAGGAGAGAACGCGCUCCUUUGACGGCUUCAGUAUGCACUCUCUGGAGAACUCGCUCAUCGACAUCAUGAGGGCGGAGCAGGAUUCCUUGAAAGGACGUUACAGCUUCUCUCACCAGGGGGGAGACGGACCGCUGCCUCUGAACGCCAGAAGUUAUGGCAGAAGACGAGGUAAUUCCUCUCUGUUUCCUAUGGAGGAUGAGCGCUCGUUUGGCGAGGAUGAGUCAGGUGACCAGGGACUGCCAGGCCUAGGCUCCGCCCACUGUUUCCCCCACCUCAACGGUGAACGCGUAGAGAGAUAUUCUCGUAAGGUGUUUGUUGGAGGGCUGCCCCCCGACAUAGAUGAAGAUGAAAUUACUGCCAGUUUCCGUCGAUUCGGUCAUUUGUUCGUGGACUGGCCCCAUAAGGCCGAGAGCAAGUCCUAUUUCCCACCUAAAGGCUACGCUUUUCUGCUGUUCCAAGACGAGAGUUCUGUCCAAGCUCUGAUCGACACCUGCAUCCAGGAGGACGGCAAACUCUACCUGUGUGUGUCCAGCCCCACCAUCAAAGACAAACCUGUCCAGAUCCGACCCUGGAACCUGAACGACAGUGACUUUGUCAUGGAUGGAUCUCAACCCCUGGACCCGAGGAAGACCAUCUUUGUGGGAGGCGUCCCCCGACCCCUGAGGGCAGUGGAGCUCGCCAUGAUCAUGGACCGUCUGUAUGGGGGAGUGUGCUAUGCCGGAAUCGACACCGACCCAGAACUGAAGUACCCGAAAGGGGCGGGGCGUGUGGCCUUCUCCAAUCAGCAGAGCUACAUAGCGGCCAUUAGUGCCCGGUUUGUCCAACUGCAGCACGGGGAGAUUGAUAAACGGGUGGAAGUGAAGCCAUACGUCCUGGAUGACCAGCUGUGCGAUGAGUGCCAGGGGACGCGGUGUGGGGGGAAGUUCGCCCCCUUCUUCUGCGCCAACGUGACCUGUCUGCAGUACUACUGCGAGUACUGCUGGGCGGCCAUCCACUCCCGAGCCGGCCGCGAGUUCCACAAACCGCUGGUGAAGGAGGGAGGGGAUCGACCUCGACACAUAUCCUUCCGCUGGAACUGAGGCGAGGGGAGGAUGGAGGUCCGGGGAGGGACGGGGGGGGGGGCGAUUGUGGGCAGGGUACGGGCUGUAAAAUUAAAAGCACUUUUCUUUUAAGUUAAGAAAAUAAAAAAUCUAAGUUAUUUUUUUAUAUAAUUUUUUAAUUGGGCCUUCUUAAAGAAGUAAAUGUUAAGAGUGAAAAUCCAGUUUAGGUUUUUGACUUCACGUGUGCAUGACGGUGCAUAAGAUUUGGAUUUAGACCUGGUUUUCUGACUUGACUACUUUUUUUUUUUUUUUUCUAGCGUUAACUGGUGAAGCUGCUUACAUUUGUUGUCUAAAAUAAGAGUUCACGUGAGGUUCAUCGUACCUGAAUCUGUGUACUAACAAUGAACGUUGGGUUUGAGGUGGGCGGGGCUUUUGUUAAUUUUUCUGCUGGCAGGAUGAUGGGAUGGAAGAACAGAACUUACCAAAGGUGGAGUGGAACAGAACAGAAAACAAGGCGGUUUAAAAAAGUUGGAAGACUUGAGAUUUUCAAGCAGUGAAAUGUUUGGCAUCAGGCAGAAGAAGUUAAAAACAAAAAAAAAGAAAAAGUCUGUCAAACGCUGCUGGCAGGAUGUUUAAGGUCUUGACUUGAAAAGUUUACACUUUGCCACCGGUCAGGGUGAACCAAAGAUUGGCCUAAAAGACGUCAUCAGAAGCAGACAUCGAUGUGAGGGUUGGUAGGAUGACGCCCACGUCCGCUUGUUGUGCGGCUGGAGUGACGAGUCAGGAUCAGGACGCGGGGGUUUCAGAGUUGUAGCGGUCAAAGUCGCGGCCCUCGGGGCUCAGGUGUUGGCAGUCGUAUUUGCUUACUUUAUAACGUCAGGGAUAAUGGCACUGGACGCCAACAUGCUAACAUGCUAAUGCAGUACAAAGUCAUGGGGAUACACAGUGUGGUCUCCCUGAGCUGUUUCCCAUGGUGCACCACUGCACGUUCUAUAAUGACUGGAGCUUCUAUAACAAGUGUUGUGGUUGGUUGUGGUAGUAGCUAGACCUCGCUGUCACAGAGAUAAAGAUAUUAUUUUAUACAUGGCCUGCUGAUUUUUGUACAGUGUUUUAUAGCUGAUUAUUUUGUCAUGAACAUAUAUACAUUUAUUAUGCACUACUUUUAUAAAUAUUUUUUUCAAUAGUCAUUUUAGGCACAUUUUUCACAGAUGGGAGAACUCUUUUUGCAAUACCUCAUUUUUUUUCACUUGGUGAAAAAUAAUUUUGUACCUUUGUUACUAAAAAAACUGCAUUUAUGGUAAACUUAAUUUAAAAAGAAAAAGAUGAAUGAUAUUAAUAUAAUUUUCAAUUAGCUUUUAUAUAUUUAAGUGCUGGUGAAACUGAAAAUCGUCUGGUGCAUCGAUGUGAUUCUGUAGAUAAAGGAAAAAAACAAAAACAAAAAUGGAACCAAGGCUGUCAACGAGAACAUUAUCAACGUAGGCUGACGUUUGGCUCCGACUGUAGGUGGGAUUCUCACGGUCGGGGUCCGUGUCCGCGGGUAUCAGCCGUUGAAAUAUUUAGAGGCUCUUUCUGGAACUGCCUGCGAGUUCCAGCUGUUCUUGGCAUGCUUCAUAUGUUCUACACACGACGUGGCUAGUGUUGAUGCAGGGCCCCGUGGAAUGCACUAGAACUCCUUCCAACGCCUUUCUUUUCCUCAUGUCUUGGAGAUCACCUCUCUCUCUCUCUCUCGUAGCCUCUCUGAUCUGGUGUUGGAGUCUGCCUUCCUCACAGACGUGACGUUUAUGCAAUCCACACAGAGACAAGACUUGGACCAGUUUUGGAUCUGUCUGUUGUGUUUUUCUUUUGAAUUAUUAUUGUUAUUAUUUAAUGUAGAUGACACUCAGUAGGUCAUCACUUGACCCCUCACCCCUCACCCCCCCUCCUUGUGAUGUGGCAUGCUUUGGGACAUAACCUGAAUGUGAUUUAAUGUUGCAAGUUAACUUUGAGCCAUUAUGUGCAAUAUUCUUUCCAGAAACAAGUGUCCGCAGUGUAAGUGGUUGAACCUCCACAGACCAGGCUGUCAAUCAAACCUUCUUUUCUAUUCUUCAUACUGUUGUCAGCGGGAAAAAAAAAAAAAAAAAAAAACAGACAGUAAUUUAUAACUAAAUUUAUUUUUUAACAUUAGUUUUGUGCUUAUUUACUUAUUUUGCUACAACCAUGCUACUGUGAUUGAAAACAUUGUACAUAAUAGGUUGAUGAUGUAUUUAGUAUUUGCUAUAUUUUCAAUUGAAAUGUUUAACUCUGAUUUUUGCUGAGAUUUCUGUUCUAUUUUUGGGGUGACGUGUUAAACUCAUGUCUAGUUUUUUCUAAUUGUUGUAUCGUGCUCCACACUUUCAGAUGAAAAGAAUAUUAUGUCUUAGUAUUACUUGAUUGCAAAAUUUCAAUCGUUUUUAAUUGUAUGCUGGGAAGGUUAUAUUUAUUAACUUUUUUUACCUGAUAUUUUGAUUUUUAUUAAGCUGUUUGGACAUUUAUACGUCAUCUCUGAUUUUUUUUUAUUCUCACCCUGAUUAAUUUAUGCUACAACAGAAGUCAGUUUUUAUGGUUGGUUUGUAGUAUUGAAGUGAAAACAAAGAUCUAAUGUCAUAACGCCACCUGCUGCCAACUCUUUGUAACUGUAUGCAUACAUUUGAAGUAUUUGUAAUGUGAGAUGUUGAAUGAAUAAAAACAGCUGUGAGGAAGAGUCA